Messenger RNA from Ictalurus furcatus (blue catfish), 5546 nucleotides. Its product is annotated as NACHT, LRR and PYD domains-containing protein 12. The transcript has 12 exons. Gene Ontology annotation, molecular function: protein binding. Bases 714 to 3695 code for a protein of 993 amino acids. Lineage: Eukaryota; Metazoa; Chordata; Actinopteri; Siluriformes; Ictaluridae. The record is from RefSeq and is a predicted model, not a curated record.
UUCCCGUUUUACAUGUUCUAGAACAUAAUUAGAUUAACGUCACACGUCAUUACGUCACCGCGCCACGCCGUCCGACGUCCCUCCAGAAUUUCACGUAUCAACAUACAGUUCGUCUUCGUUAUGGUGCCAUAUACAGUUUUGGGUGUUUUUAUUUAUAUUUUUUUUUUACGAACGCUUUAAAUGUAGGUAAUUAUUGGUCAUGCUGUACGUGCUAAUAGACAACUGCUUGAAGCCGUGGGCUGCGUCCCAAACCGCGUACUUACUGUCUAUAUAGUAGCCCAGAUACAUGUAUUUUGGCCUAUAGUAGGAAAGUAUGCGGUUUGGGACGCAGCCGUACUCUCUUGUUCGCCGUAAAACUGCCAUGUCUACACCAUCUCUAGGUUCUUACGAUGUUUUCAUUCCUAACGUCUUGUAUAACACUUGACUGGAACUGUCAUUUAAAUCCCAUUCUCUGGACUCCGAUGUGCAGUGAGUAAAUAGAAAUACUUCUGCUACUGAAUGUAAAAGGACGUGGACACUUAAGUUAUUCCUUCAGAUGUCCUUCUGGGUGUUUCCCUACCUAUCCAGUGUUCCUGGGAUGGACUCUGACCCUGAUAAGGAUAAAGUGCUUACUGAAAAUGAAUGGUUGGUGAUCUGACUGAGUGUAAUUCAUCCCAGAGGUCAGUGACAGCUGUGUGUCCAUGAGCUGUAUGCAAAUACACUAAUAUUCAAAAAUGGAGAGCCCUGAGCUGAACACAGAUAAUGUGACCCCACCCUCAAAAAAGUGUAAGCUCCUGAGAAAGAGAUCAGACUCACCCGAACCCAGCUGUGUCUCCAUGAAGAGUGAUGCGUCGAUGGAUCCUCCUUGGUACUUUAAGAAUGGAAACCCCUCGUCUGUACACAGUAAACUCCAGAGAAAGAUAUCAGACUCACCUGAACCCAGCUGUGUCUCCAUGAAGAGUGAUGCGUCUAUGGAUCCUCCUUGGUACUUUAAGAAUGGAAACCCCUCGUCUGUACACAGUGUUCUACAGAAGUCAGGAGACAGAAGAGAAAAGAUCAUCAUCACAGCUACAGGACACGACCCAGAACCUGCUGCUGUAAAUGACUUCCAGAAAAAGUUCAAAUUAAAUCUGGUGAAGAAGUUUCAGUGUUUAAAUGGAGUGAUGAUAAACCUGGAAAACCGAACACUUCUGAAUGAGAUCUACACAGAGCUCUACAUCACAGAGGGAGACAGUGGAGACGUCAAUAAAGAACAUGAGGUGAGACAGAUCGAGGCAGCAUCCAGGAGAACAACAACAGAGGAAACACCAAUCAAAUGCAAUGACAUCUUUAAGCCCUUAUCUGAUCAAGACGAACCCAUCAGAACUGUGCUGACAAAGGGAGUCGCUGGCAUCGGAAAAACAGUUUCUGUGCAGAAGUUCAUUCUGGACUGGGCUGAAGGGAAAGUAAAUCAGGACGUCCAGCUCAUAUUUCCACUUCCUUUCAGAGAGCUGAAUUUGAUGAAGGACCAGAAACUGAGUCUGAUGGAUCUCCUUCAUGUCUGUUUUAAGGAGAUAAAAGAAACAGAAAUGUGCAGUUUGGAAAAGGUUCUGUUCAUUUUUGACGGAUUGGACGAGUAUCGUUUUCCUCUGGAUUUCCAGAACACAGAGAGAGUGUGUGAUGUAACUGAAUCAGCAUCAGUGCAUGUGCUGCUGAUAAACCUGAUCAAAGGGUAUCUGCUUCCCUCUGCUCUCAUCUGGAUCACCUCCCGACCAGCAGCAGCUGAUCAAAUCCCCUCUGAGUGUGUCCAUCGAGUCACAGAGGUACGAGGGUUCGAUGACCCACAGAAGGAGGAGUACUUCAGGAAGAGGAUCGGUGAUCAGAGCCUGGCCAAUAACAUCAUCACACACCUGAAGUCAUUAAGAAGCCUCUACAUCCUGUGCCACAUCCCAGUCUUCUGCUGGAUUUCAGCCACUGUUCUAGAGAGAUUGUUGGAUGAAGCAGAGAGUGGAGAGAUGCCCAAGACUCUGACUCAAAUGUACACACACUUCAUCAUUCAGACAAACAUCAUAAGAGAAAAGUACUCAAAGAAGCAGGAGAGUGAUGAAGAAAUGCUUCUCAAACUGGGACAACUGGCUUUUCAGCAGCUGAUGAAAGGCAACCUGAUCUUCUAUGAGGAAGACCUGAGAGAGUGUGGCAUUGAUGUGAAAGAAGCAGCAGUGUACUCAGGUGUGUGUACUCAGAUCUUCAGAGAAGAAUUUGGGCUUCACCAGAGUAAAGUGUACUGCUUUGUUCAUCUGAGCAUUCAGGAGCAUCUCGCAGCUCUGUAUGUGCACCUGACAUUCAUGAUGGAAAAGAGAAAUGUUCUUGAACAGAGUCGGGACUUUAAGACAAUUUCAGAUGUCCACAAGAGUGCUGUAGAUCAGGCCUUAGAAAGUCAGACUGGACAUCUGGAUCUUUUCCUCCGCUUUCUUCUGGGUCUCUCACUGGAGUCCAAUCAGAAACUCUUACAUGCCUUAGUAACACAUACAGAAGGUAGCUCCCAGAGCAAAGAGGAAGCAGUUCAAUACAUUAAGAUGAUGAUCAGUAAGAAUCCCCCUGAAGAGAAAUCCAUCAAUCUGUUCCACUGUCUGAAUGAACUGGGGGACAAUUCUCUAGUGGAGCAAAUCCAACGUUACCUGAAAUCUGGAAAACAAAGAAAGUUCUCUUCUUCACAGUGGUCUGCUCUAGUGUUUGUCUUACUGACAUCAGCACAGGAGCUGGAGGAAUUUGACCUGAGUAAAUAUACUAGUACAGAGAACAUAACCGCUUUGGCUCUUGUGAAGGUGAUGCCUGUGAUAGCAGCAGCCAGAAAAGCAAUCAUUCAGCAUGUAACACUUAACGAGAAACACUGUGAAGCUUUGGCCUCUGUACUCGGCUUUGAAUCCUCCAGACUAAGAGAACUGGAUUUGUCGGAGAGUAAACUAGGAGACUCGGGAGUGCAGUGGCUCUCUGCUGGACUGAAAAAUCCUCACUGUAAACUGGAGGCACUAAGGUUGGUGUUUUGUCGUAUCUCAGAUGAAGGCUGUGCUUCUCUGAUGUCAGCUCUGAGAUCAAACCCCUCACACCUGAGAGAACUGAAUCUGUCUCAGAAUAAUCUAGGAGACUCAGGAGUGAAGUGUCUCUCUGCUGUACUGGAGAAUCCUCACUGUAAACUGGAGAUACUGAAGUUGUGUGGUUGUGGUGUCUCAGAUGAAGGCUGUGCUGCUCUGGCUUCAGCUCUGAGAUCAAACCCCUCACACCUGAGAGAACUGGAUCUGUCUGAGAAUAAACUACAAGACUCAGGAGUGAAGUGUCUCUCUGCUGGACUGGAGAAUUCUCACUGUAAACUGGAGAUACUGGGGUUGUAUAAUUGUGGUGUCACAGGUGAAGGCUGUGCUGCUCUGGCUUCAGCUCUGAGAUCAAACCCCUCACACCUGAGAGACCUGUAUCUGUCUCAGAAUAAACUAGGAGACUCAGGAGUGAAGCGUCUCUCUGCUGUACUGGAGAAUCCUCUCUGUAAACUGGAGAUACUGGGGUUGCGUUAUUGUGUGGUCUCAGAUGAAGGCUGUGCUGCUCUAACUUCAGCUCUGAGAUCAAACCCCUCACACCUGAGAGAACUGUAUCUGUCUGGGAAUAAAAUAAGAGACUCAGGAGUGAAGUGUCUCUCUGCUCUGAAGAAUGACGACCAUUACAAACUACAGACACUGACGGUGUGACGAACAUCUGUGUGUGAUGAAAACUCCAGUGUUCCUGCAUUUUCAUGUUGGGGAAUAGACAACACAUUUAUAAACAAAGUCAGUCUCCGUUGUGACCCAUUAAACAGACAACGAGAAGUGGGAAGUGUGUAGAGCUGCAACAACUAAUCUAUAAUAAUAAUCGAUUAUUAUUGCUAGCAUGCUCUCCCCAUGCUGCAAGGGUUUCCUCCGGGUACUCCGGUUUUCUCCCCCAGUCCAAAGACAUGCAUGGUAGGCUGGUUGGCAUGUCUAAAGUGUCCGUAGUGUAUGAAUGGGUGUGUGUGUGUGUGAUUGUGCCCUGCGAUAGACUGGCACCCUGUCCAGGGUGUACCCCGCCUUGUGCCCGAUGCUUCCUGGGAUAAGCUCCAGGUUCCCCGCCACCCUGAAAAGGAGUAAGCGGUAGAAGAUGGAUGGAUGGAUUAUUAUUGCUAAUAAUCGAUUAUGAAAAUCGUUGUCAACGAAUCUCAUUAUGCAUUGUGUACUCUACCGUCUAGUGCAGGGCUGUCAAACUCAUUUUAGUUCAGGGGCCACAUACAGCCUAAUUAGAUGUCAGGUGUGCCAGGCCAGUAAAAUCAUAGCAUAAUUACCUAUAAAUAACAAUAAAUCCAUGUUUUUCACUGUGUUUUCAUGCAAAGAAGUACAAGUACAUUAGGAAAAUCUUCAUAUUUAAUGAAAUAUCCUUUUAAAAAACAUAUCAUGAACAACCUCAGUUUCUUAAGACAAAAAUAUGCAAUUUGCAUUUGAUUAUCAUUUACAUGUGUGCAGUACAACUGGUCAGUGUUUGUACAAAUGCAAAACACUUUAAGUCACAGGUAUUUGGAACUGAAAAGUAUAGUAUUGCGCUUUAAAAUUUAUGGCUUGGCAUGAACAAUAGGAUUCCACCAAACCAAACUCUUUUGUAGUGAAGCUGUUGACUAAUAUUAAAUUGCACAUUUUUUAACUAUUACCCAUUCAUCUCUGCGAAUAAAUAUGAAGCGGUUCAUUUUUCUUGGAAAACUCUACACUCUGUAUCCACUUUUCUCCUUUUUGACAGACAUUUUGGCUAAUGAUGGUGUGGGGGCGCUUAGAAAAUAUUGUAGACAAACAGCAGAAGGUGCAUUGCUGCUCGCUCUCUCUCUCUCUCUCUCAUAUAGAGAGAUAUAUAUAUAUAUAUAUAUAUAUAUAUAUAUAUAUAUAUAUAUAUAUAUAUAUACACACACACUUAUUAUAUACUGUAACGCUCAGUUUGUAGAUUUUAUUUUAAAUAAACGAAACCAUGUACUCAAACUUUGCCCACCCCCCCUCGAAUAAACAAACAAAAAUUCAGACAACUAAUAAUCGUUAGUUACAGCCCUAGAAGUGUGUGUUCAUCAGACUGAGGCUGUACAGGAUCCAGACAUUAAGACUGGACAGCUCAUUGUUUGCUCCUGCUCCUAACACAGCUGAUCUAAUGUUUAUAGCUUUAUAUAUUUUAUGUUAACUGUAACAUCAGCACAUUAUCUAAAAACGUGUAUAAGUCUGAGCUCCUGUAAACUGGGGCAGGCUUUAUCAUAAGGCAAAGGUUGGCAAUUGCCUUGGGCCACAAGCUACCAAGGGCCCCUAAAACUCUGCAUAAUCUAAAUGGUUAAGAAAGUUUUUUUUUUUCCUUUUAGCUGUACAGCUGAGUGGUGCAGUUCUCCUACACUGCACCAGAUGAUGCCCCCUGACUAGCUAACAUGCUGUCUUGAUUGUUUUAUAUUCUUGAUUGUUUAAUAUAAUGUAUUAUCUUGUCACACUGUUCUUCUGUUUGCCUAUUUUACAAAUAUGACUUGAUAUCUGUUCCGCACUACUUCAAAUAAAUAUGCUUAAAUAGCA